UUAUGGUGUCUUAGGGUACCUACAUACCACAAAGCUUUCAGGAUCAGUACGCUAUGAUCUAUAGGUUAUCCUAAGACUGAAUACAGUUGGUUUCUAAUUACACAAAUGGAUAGCUGGAAGAACAAACAACCUAUACCAUUUCUGGCAAGACAGCGCCGUAAGCCGGCAGUUUCGCAAGUUAUUGCCACGAGCAGCCGUAGUGCGCGUAAUAGAUUCGUGUCUGAAGCUGUGCCCACUCACAAUAAACCAUCAAAAAUGAAUCAUCCUUUAUUUAUCGACGUCCAGAGUAGCUAUUCAAGACAGCUAGAAAGUAUAGCCCAACCAGCAAACACGAGAAGGAUCAAAAAAGCUUCUGAGCCGCCGCUUAUCGAUCAGGUCGACGUUCUGGGAUCGAUACCUCGUGUACAGAAUGGCACUGAAUUGAAUUACAGGACAAUUCCCCAGCCUAACAGGGUACAUUGGGAUCCUGCCAUCGACAGGCGGUGUGAUGCAGCCUGUAGUGGCUUGACCACCGCAGACGAGCCUGUUACUGAACUUGAAAAAGAUGAGGUUCACCUAAACGACUGCGUUGUCCCUACGACGUGCGACGUGUGCCAGAUAUGCCCGCCCUGGACGAAGAUUUGCAUUCUGGAAAUAUGUAUUCAUAAAAUCUGCGUCUACUGCUUUUAUAACGUUUAUAUGCCUCACCAGCCCAUAGCAAGGUGCCCCGUCGCCAACUGCACAACUGUGACUUCGUCUGUUGUUGACGUUAAUCAUAAUUUUGACCAGCAAUAUCGCCAUCACAUCGACAGUAAUAACGUAGCAAAAGGCCGCUCACCAGUGAACAACCAAGCUAACUUCUCGAUACCACAGCAAAAACUGGUCGGGGAAUCUUUUAUUCAAGCUGGUAGGGACGGAUAGGCUAAACUUGGUGCCUAAAGAUAGCGUAUUUUGGCUACGACCGUGCACCAAAGCUAGUUGUAAGUUAUGUCUUGAUCGACCGCUGUUUCUAAAAUUUCCCACGGAUAUAGUACAAUAGAUUAAGUUGCCCCUGCCAUUUGGGCUUAGGAUAUGCAGUACUGAUGCUUGCGGUAAAACUAUACCGGACUACUGCGAAGAUAUGAAGAAUUCCAUGAUUUGUAUUAGGUAUCCACUCUACAACAAGCGCCCGCAUUUUAGCAUUGAACAUACAAUGGAUACGAUUAUAUUUAGCCUGUUUUAGGCCGCCUCAUUAACCAUAUAUUGGCCAAAAUAUACGCUAUUUUUCCUGUCGAAAAUUUCGUCAGUCAAUACAACGAAGGUUAACAGCGUGACUCGAGUUGAUUGUGCGAAUGCUUUUGACCGUUUAUGUGGUGACUACUUAUUUUAGUGCACACUGCAGCCAAUGUCAGUAUUCUCUUUUUCGCUAGUGCGCCUUUAAACUGACUCUGUGGGGGUUAAAGGGUCUACAUGCAUAAGGGAUCGUGACUUGACUUCCGGAAAUCGGAGCAACUAUGAUAAAAAGCACCUUAAAACCAAACACAUGCCAAGAAUAGUAAAACGGGAACGGUACUCUGCGCUGACAGUAGCUGUCAGAUUAUACUUCUGGACAUAAACGAAGAAGACGAACGGGAAGGAUAAGAAGCAUUUCUAUACGAACAAGCUAAUAGAACUGUAAAUAAAUUCCCCAUACGUCGGGCCAAAAAGGUUUCUGGGUUUAAUGUACAUCUCUGAAUGUACGCACAUGAUAUUAAAUUCAACUCUCAAAAGCAUUUAUCCAGUAAGGCUUCUUUAUCAACGUUUUUUUUUACGUUAACACCUUUUACCAUAAUAUGAUAUAACAAUUAUCGUAUUUAUUGCUUUGGCUUGAUAUUAGAUGUUUACUAUUGUUACUAAGUCAAUGCACGCGCUAUAGGCUAUUAGGGAAUUAACAGGCAAAUCAAAGAAUACGAAGGACAUUAACUAGAUACGUAGGUAUGAUGUAAAACAGGUAAAUAUUGACAGUGUUUGAAAAAAUAUAUGAAAUAAAAAUACAGCAUAUAUAGCCGGUGUCUGACCUGUCAGAGCUUUCCUCGUUUUGAUGAGCACUAAAAAAUGUACUUCGCUUUCCUUUGUUCGGUGGUUGAAGGCGAAAAACUACGGUGGUUAAUACCAGUGCGACGGAAGCGCUACGCAUGGCUGGUACUAUAAACAGAACAAUUUGUUUCGUUCGCUCGUAUUUCGUAUUAGUCGUACAAGUUCGUAUCAGGAAAUUGAUAUCGAUAUAUCGUGUUCAAAACAAAAAAACGCUAAUAAAUGUACCUCAAAUACAGUGCAAUCUCUAUGCACAUUUACGAAAGUACUAGUUACUAAAAUUAUCUGCCUUAUACAAUACUGUUAUGUUUAUUCUAAAUAAGCAUAGCAUUUAUGUAAACUUGCUGUAAAGAGCUGUUUCAA
Molecule: messenger RNA, 2394 nt
Organism: Varroa destructor (honeybee mite)
Lineage: Eukaryota; Metazoa; Arthropoda; Arachnida; Mesostigmata; Varroidae
Source: RefSeq, a predicted model, not a curated record